Molecule: messenger RNA, 1228 nt
Organism: Kockovaella imperatae
Lineage: Eukaryota; Fungi; Basidiomycota; Tremellomycetes; Tremellales; Cuniculitremaceae
Product: Josephin-domain-containing protein
Exons: 6
Coding region: 36-1148 (370 amino acids)
Biological process (GO): protein deubiquitination
Cellular component (GO): nucleus
Molecular function (GO): cysteine-type deubiquitinase activity
Source: RefSeq, a predicted model, not a curated record
CAUCGUUUCAUCAGUGUUCUACCUAGACCUCAAAUAUGGACUUGGUUCCUCAUAUGUACUGGGAGAGGCAAGAGCCUGGGUCUCAAUUGUGUGCUCAGCAUUGCCUCAAUAAUUUGUUGCAGCAAUUCACUUAUAGCGAGUUUGACCUCGCUGAUAUCGCCAAGAGGCUCGAUGAGGCUGAACGCGCUCAGCUGCAUGAGCCGCAGAGCAAAUCCCAUAACUUUGAUGACACGGGGUACUUUUCCAUCUCAGUCCUUGAACGAGCUCUUGAAGUGUGGGAUUUGACCUUGGUAAGGUGGCGAGGGGAGGCAAUGAGAGAAUACCAAGAGCAUCCUGAGGAACAAGUCGCUUUCAUCCUCCACCUGUCAUCGCAUUGGAUCCCGCUUCGUCGUUUCGGUUCAAACGAUUCGUAUAAACGAUGGUACAAUCUCAACUCGUUCCUGCCUCAUCCAGAAUGGAUCUCACCGACAUAUCUCCGCAUGGUCCUCUCUCAAGCGGAACAGGAAGGAUAUUCAGUCUUUUGCGUGAGGAAAGCGGCACCAUCUGAUGACGGAUGGGGUGACGGAGGUCUCGCUUCUUUGCCGGAAUGUCAGGCGGAUGUCUUUGCGGUACAAUUGGGUGAACCUCAAGGUCGCUCAGGAGGGACAGUCGCUCCGAUCGGAAGAGGAGCACAGAUGUCAGACCAACCCUCCGUGGACCCUUCUACCAUCACCCCUCCGGAUGAGCAUGUCGAUCCGUUUGAUAGAGCGGGACCGUCCCAGAGACGCAGACGUCAGCCAGACCCCGUAGAUCCGUUCGGAGAUGCUGAGGAGGACACUGCGCCGGCUCAGCGUCGGCCUGCCCAGGUGUGGGAGGAUGAGGAGUUGGAUGAAGUUCACGACUUCACUCAACAUCAGAGGGAUUAUGACGAUGAGGAUGCGGCGUUGCAAGCGGCGCUGAGAGCCAGUAUGGAGGAUAUCCCGUCGGACUGGGUAGCACCAACCUUGCAACCAAAGACGGCUCCGAAAAAAGCAGAGAUGAUUCAUAAGGAGCCAGUCUCUGCGCCACCCCAGGCGGAAGAAGAGCCCGAACCCGAGGGCGAGGAUGAGACCAAUGAGCUAGAGCCCGAGGAACUCUCCCCAGGUGAGCACAGAAACCGACUCUCCUGACCGUCAGAUGAGAUCCGCAGGAGAAGAUUGGCCAAAUUCGGAGCCUAGAUGCAUACAUCAUGUUGGUUUGAUAGGGAUCA